AUGAAGACGACGAACAGAGCAAGGGAUGCCUCGGAUGCCUCUGACGAGGACUUGGAUGACGAGGAGGCAGACGACAGCGACGACAGUGACUUUGGGGCCAAGAAAAAGUCCAAAGCCAAGCGUGUGGGCACAGCAGGCGGCGGCGGCGGCGGCCGCUCGCGGGCGCCGGCGGCAGGGAAAGGGGGCAGGAGCACACCGGCCAAGCGGCCUGUCAAGCGAGCUGCAGCGGCGCGGAAGCGGCGCCGCAGCAGCAGCGAUGAGGAGGAGGACGACGACAGCGGCAGCAGCAGCGAGGAGAGCGCGCCAGACGACAGCAGCGAGGAGGAGGAGGAGGAUGACGAGGACGAGGAGGAGGCCAACGCACAGGCCAUCGCAGCCGCAAGGGGACGGCCGAGGCGGCAGGCUGCUGCGCAGGCCAGCCAGAGGAUCAAGCGGUCCGCGCGCGACGAGGGCGACGACGCUGCUUUCUCAAACGGCGGCUUGCCUGACUAUGGGGCCACGUCCGGGCGGGAGGAGGAGCAGCAGCGCGGCGGCGGUGGGGCGGGGCGGCGGAAUGCUCGGGGCGGCGGCAGCGACGAGGACGAGCGGCUCGCGCGGCAGAUGCAGGAGGAGCUCAACGGGCUGAGGGCGCGGCGCUGGCGGGUGAAGCUUCCUGGCGCCGCGGCGGCGGCUGCGGCCGCGCAAAUCAGCUCGCCCACCCGCCGCGCAGCCGCCCGCUCUGCAAGCGGUGGCGGCGGCAGCGGCGGCGGCCGGCAACGCAGCGGCUCGCGCGGCGGCGCCCCGGCGCAGAAAGCUGGCGGCGGCCGGCAGCCGCGGCGCGCGGCGAGCAGCCGGGCGGCGGCGCGGGGCGUGUCCUACGCGGAGAGCAGCGACAGCGGCAGCGACGGGUCUGGCGGCGGUGGCGGCGGUGGUGGCGGGCGGCAGCGGGAGCCGAUUGCGGCGCUCGACGAAACGGACGAGUUGGAUGAGGAGAUUGAGCGCGUCGUGGCGCACAGGGACGCGGAGGCGCCCCUGGCGGGCGAAGGGGGCGCCCCUCAGGCCGCCGCCGCCGCGGGCUGGGCAGGCCGCGAGUUCCUGAUCAAGUGGCGGUGGCGCGCCUACAUCCACUGCAGCUGCUGA
Messenger RNA from Monoraphidium neglectum, 1119 nucleotides. RefSeq lists its product as hypothetical. Bases 1 to 1119 code for a protein of 372 amino acids. Lineage: Eukaryota; Viridiplantae; Chlorophyta; Chlorophyceae; Sphaeropleales; Selenastraceae. The transcript is spliced from 7 exons. The record is from RefSeq and is a predicted model, not a curated record.